Molecule: messenger RNA, 994 nt
Organism: Erythranthe guttata (spotted monkey flower)
Lineage: Eukaryota; Viridiplantae; Streptophyta; Magnoliopsida; Lamiales; Phrymaceae
Product: PAR1 protein
Source: RefSeq, a predicted model, not a curated record
CACUUUGACUCUCUCUCUUCUCUCUCUCUCUCUCUCUAGAUUUGAUCACCUUAUAUAAAGAAGAUCCCCAUUCACCAUUUUCUCAUCAAACCCCAUUUAGCUGAAUUAUCAAUUUCGUUUUUCAUAUCAUCAAAACAAAAAAAAAAAGUUUUAAUUCACAACAAAAAAAGGGGCUGCAAAAACAAACAUCGAGAGUAAAGAAUAUAUUUUUAUGGCUUCUUCAAUGAAAUCAUCAUUGAUUCUAUUCUUCGCUUCCUCUCUCUUUGUUCAAGGAAUUCUCGCGGAGUUGAUCUGCGAGGAUUUGCCGGCGAACAGGUGUUCGUUUGCGAUUGCUUCGUCGGGGAAAAGGUGCGUGUUGGAGAACUUUUCCGACGAGCGUGGGACCCUAGAUUACACGUGUAAGACAUCCGAGGUUGUUGUGGAGAGAUUGUCGGGCUACAUCGAGACCGACGAGUGCGUCAACGCCUGCGGCGUUGACCGCGGAUUCGUCGGAAUAUCCUCCGACGCCUUCCUCACGGCGGAUUUCACCCCCCGUCUCUGCUCCCCCGCAUGCUACCAGAACUGCCCUAACAUCGUCGACCUUUAUUUCAACCUCGCCGCUGGUGAAGGAGUGUAUUUGCCAGCUCUCUGUCAGAAGCAGAAGUCGAACCCACACCGCGCCAUGCUGGAGCUUCUGAGCAGCGGUGGCGGCGCCGCCCCUGGUCCGGUGGCUGCUGAUGACCUUGUUCACGCUCCGGCUUACGCCCCUGCAUCUCUCUAAAUUUUUUAUUAUAUUAUUAUUAUUAUAAAAAAUGCAAUUUUAAACUCGUAAUUCAUUGUACUACUAUUGAGAUUUUCAUAUGAUCGUUCAAAAGGGAAUCAUUUGUGGUACGUAGUUUGUUUUAGACCGGGUUUUGAUUCGGGUUUUCGGCUCUCGAUUCGAGAGUUGUGUAUGUGUGACAUUCAAUCCAUAUAUUUUUUUCUUACAAUAAACAUUACUCCCUACGAUUUUCGA